This is a messenger RNA of Erpetoichthys calabaricus (reedfish), 2943 nucleotides long. It is a transcript of the gene pms2, whose product is annotated as PMS1 homolog 2, mismatch repair system component. Bases 16 to 2628 code for a protein of 870 amino acids. The record is from RefSeq and is a predicted model, not a curated record. The transcript is spliced from 14 exons. NCBI's taxonomy places the organism in Eukaryota, Metazoa, Chordata, Cladistia, Polypteriformes, Polypteridae. Gene Ontology annotation, cellular component: MutLalpha complex. Gene Ontology annotation, biological process: mismatch repair. Gene Ontology annotation, molecular function: ATP binding; ATP hydrolysis activity; mismatched DNA binding.
AAUGAGCAGUGAUUUAUGUUUGAAUAUCCUUUUUCCAGGGUGGUGGGCCCAGCCCAGGUCAUCAAACCCAUUGACCGUCAAUCAGUGCAUCAGAUCUGCUCUGGACAGGUGGUCCUGAGCUUGGCUACAGCUGUCAAAGAACUGGUGGAGAACAGCAUUGAUGCUGGAGCUACAAAUAUUGAAAUUAAACUGAAAGACUAUGGUGUUGAACUUAUUGAGGUCUCAGACAAUGGAAGUGGUGUGCAUGAGGAUAAUUUUGAAGGCUUAACUCUGAAGCAUCACACGUCUAAGCUGCAGGAGUUUUCUGACCUUAUUCACGUUGAGACGUUUGGGUUUAGAGGAGAGGCACUCAGCUCACUUUGUGCAUUGAGUGACCUUAGCAUUGUGACCUGUCAUCAGUCUUCUCAAGUGGGCACACGUUUGGUGUUUGAUCAUAAUGGAAGAAUCACACAGAAAGUGCCACAUCCCCGGCAGCAGGGCACUACUGUCACCAUCCAGCAGCUCUUUCAGUCCUUGCCUGUGAGACACAAGGAGUUUCAGAGAAAUAUCAAGAAGGAAUAUGCCAAGAUGGUUCAAGUACUGCAGGCUUACUGUAUCAUCUCCACAAAUGUGCGCAUUAGCUGUACAAACCAGGUGGGUGCUGGUAAGAAGAACAUGGUGUUGUGCACGAGUGGGAGCCCACACCUGAAGGACAACAUCAGUGCAGUGUUUGGUCCCAAACAGCUACAGAGCAUCGUACCAUUUCACCAGCUGCCACCAAGUGAGUCUGUUUGUGAAGAUUAUGGGCUCGACCCAAGUGCCAUCCCAGAGAAUCUGUACAGCAUUUCAGGUUUUGUCUCUCGGGUGGAGCAUGGUGUGGGAAGAAGCGCAACAGACAGACAGUUCUUCUUUAUUAACCAGCGUCCUUGUGACCCCUCUAAGGUGGCCAAAAUGGUCAAUGAGGUUUACCACAUGUACAACCGUCACCAAUACCCUUUUGUAGUCCUCAAUGUAUCGGUGGCCUCAGACUGUGUGGAUGUGAACGUCACCCCAGACAAGCGACAGAUCUUGCUGCAGGAGGAGAAGCUGCUGCUGGCAACACUGAAGACGUCCCUAGUUGCCAUCUAUGAGGCUGGUGUUAACAAGAUUAGUCUCAAUGUGGAGGCACCAGUAUUGUGCAGGAGAGCGGCUUCUUCAGGGUCUGAAGAGCUUGAAGAUGUUGGACCACGACCAGCUGAAUCAGCCCCAAGGUCUCCAGCAGAAAAGCAGAGGCUGAGCGUUGCCAGACUUAGGGCAGAAUUCUCACUUACUCAGGCUCCUGGUGAAAACCGUGGCGGGGCUACUCUGGCAAAGAAGUCUGAUCAUCAGAAGAAGCUGCUUUCUUUCUUCCAGGCAUCUGUGCGCUCACGGACCUCAAGUCCUAUCCUGUCAGGUGUCCAAAGUACUUUAAAAGAUCAAGAAGUCAGGACAGAGCCAGAAAAGCAGCUGGAUGUCCUGAAUCUUACUGCUGUUACAGAUCCUACUAAAGACUGGAGCGUGUCUGAAUUUUGUACCAGUCAGGUUGAAUUGUUGAACAAGGAGGAGCUGGCCUGCAUUAAAGAGACCUCAUCCAAAGAUAGCUUACAGAUGGAAGAAGAACCUCAGUUCACGCACUCUCCAGAAAUGCAUGUACCUCAAGCACACAAUACAAGAGAUGGUGAUGAUGGAUGGAUGAUCUCUCAUUCACCCCAGAGGGGCUGUGAAAGUCCACAGGCUAAACGAGCCAAGCAUGAGCAGUUCUCUCCUGAAAACAAUGUGGUACCGGAGUGUGCAAUAGACAUUCAUUGUGGUGGAAAUCAACAGACUUCCCUGGGUGAGAUGGAGCUGAAAGUGGAUGAGAAAGUGAACGUGAGAAAGAAGGUGGUCCCCUUGCACUUCUCAUUCUCACAACUGAUGGCAAGGGUGAGGAAGCUCCGGCAACAGCAGAAGGACAACAUAGAAGAGAAACAGAUGUAUAGACGUUUCAGGGCCAAGAUCAAUCCUACAGAGAACCAGACUGCUGAGGAGGAGCUGAAGAAGGAGAUCAGCAAAGACAUGUUUGAAAAGAUGGAGAUCAUCGGACAGUUUAACCUGGGUUUUAUUGUCACCAAGCUGAAUUCAGAUAUCUUCAUGAUUGACCAGCAUGCCACAGAUGAAAAGUAUAACUUUGAGAUGCUGCAGCAGCACACUGUUCUUCAGGGCCAGAGGCUCAUCGCGCCUCAGAAAUUACAGCUGACUGCCAUCAAUGAAAAUGUACUGAUCGAUAACCUGGAAAUCUUCAGAAAGAAUGGAUUUGAUUUUGUGAUUGAAGAGGAUGCUCCCGUCAUGGAGAGAGUGAAGUUAACACGCCUCCCUACCAGCAAGAACUGGACGUUUGGCCCUUCAGACAUUGAAGAACUGAUCUUCAUGCUGAGUGACUGCCCUGGCGUGAUGUGCCGGCCAUCUCGAGUGCGGCAGAUGUUUGCCUCCAGAGCUUGCCGCAAGUCGGUGAUGAUUGGAACUGCACUCAGUGCCAGCGAGAUGAAAAAACUGGUGACACACAUGGGGGAAAUCGAACAUCCCUGGAACUGCCCCCAUGGGCGACCCACCAUGAGACAUCUAGCCAACCUCGACAUGAUCUGCACGGAGUGAACCAGGUGGAAUGAAGCUGCUCGUUUGCUUUGUGAAACCAUCCGGCUUCCUCAUAAAUGAGCGUUUCUUUUUCAUUCUUUUUAGCAAAUAUUUGGCAUCCUUCGGGGUUUUCCUGGGGGAAGAAGCUCUUUAGUCCAUUUUGUUGGAUUUUAAAUUGCAUUCUUUAUCUUGCUGGUUUGAAAUGACUGCUUUGAAACAAAAUGAUUCAUUGCCUCUGGACUCCAAAGAGCACAAAGCAGAGUUUAAAGGUGUCCUUUUGUUUUAUUACAACUUGCAUUUUACAAUAAAUGACUGUCAUUAAAAUGUGUUUGGGUU